AGGGAGACACUGAGGACCACUAUCUACGGGGAGCCUGAAGGGACAAAAUAGUAUGAGAUUAAUUGUGAUGAACAGACCUAACUUUUUUUCAUAUCACUGACAGUAAUAAUAUCACAAUGACUGUUUUUUCCACUCUCGUUCAGCCCUACUGAGAUCUGAGUCAGUGGUCUACAGUUCUGUUCUUGUUCCCCUCACAGACUUUGGAGAGUAUGUAAAGUUUUCAGUUUGGUCAAACUUGGACUCUUCCCUUACAGAGAGCUGGUUUGUAACAGGGUGGGCUACAAUAGAAAGGGUAAAAGCUCAGAUGAUAGUCUCUACCCUACUGGGAUCCUAUUUUAGGGUCACAGAUAUGAUAGCAGUCUCAACGUCCUUAGUUAUGUAUUUAGGUCACAGCACUCCCUUUCCCCACCCCUGCAGCACGCUGUCACAUGACACCCAUCUCGUGAUGCAGCACGCAGCACUUUCCAACACAGAGCCAGGCGUCUGGCUGAACCAGUUCAGCCUCUGAGGAAUGUGUUUGUGUAAGUCUGAUGGCUGCACUUUGCCCGGCCCCUUUGCUGGGAAUCAUUACGACCUGACUCAGUGUUUCAGGGAAAACAACCUCCUGAGAAAGACAAAGACCUUGUUGAGUGAAUCAGCACAUGAAAAGACACAAACCUGGCAGGGUGAUCAGAGAGGCUUGGACGGGACGCUCAGUUCCACGUCAACAGAAUGGAUCUGGUCAAACAUUCAGGCGGCUGCCACUGUGGAGCGGUCAGAUUUGAAAUCUGGAGCUCGCCAGACCUCCAUGUUUUUGACUGCAACUGCAGCGUCUGCACCAAGAAACAAAACCGUCACUUCAUUGUCCCGAAGAGUCGCUUCAAAAUCUUGCAGGGGUCAGAGAAUCUAACCACGUACACGUUCAACACCCACGUUGCUCAACACACCUUCUGUAAGACCUGCGGGGUACAAAGUUUCUACUCUCCUCGCUCCAACCCCGAUGGAUAUGGUGUUGCCCCACAUUGUUUAGAUCCAGGGACUGUCCGCAGCGUGACGGUGGAGAAGUUUGACGGAGAGAAGUGGGAGGAAACUAUGCAAAGUCACAAGACCAUCAGAGACAUGUCCAAACCUGUUCAGAAAGGUCCUCCAGCAGAGACGCACAGCUGAGAGAACCAGAAUAACAGCUGAGAGGACCAGAAUAACAGCUGAGAGAAUCACAGACACACUUCCUGUGAUAGAGAAUCAAACAUAUUUUAAUCAGCAGGACAUCAGAGAAAUGGUACAUGGUCAUUUCAACAAUCUUUAGUGUUGGUUCAUAUUUACAGUGUCACGACUGAAGACAAUAAAAAGCUUCUCUGUCACGUU
Molecule: messenger RNA, 1344 nt
Organism: Labrus bergylta (ballan wrasse)
Lineage: Eukaryota; Metazoa; Chordata; Actinopteri; Labriformes; Labridae
Gene: cenpv
Product: centromere protein V
Molecular function (GO): carbon-sulfur lyase activity
Source: RefSeq, a predicted model, not a curated record